Messenger RNA from Lycium barbarum (goji berry), 1475 nucleotides. RefSeq lists its product as uncharacterized. The record is from RefSeq and is a predicted model, not a curated record. NCBI's taxonomy places the organism in Eukaryota, Viridiplantae, Streptophyta, Magnoliopsida, Solanales, Solanaceae. The transcript has 3 exons. The coding region runs from base 844 to 1350 and encodes 168 amino acids.
CAACUUUUACCAGUGUUGAGAAAGACGACCGCCAUCUCGCCAAAGGCGAGAGGCGUGGCGAGGCGUGGCGGUGCCGCCUUUUAGGGCUGUGGCGAGCUCACCUUCAAAAGGCGAGCCAAAGGCGCUAAUGGCGCCGAGGCCGGGCGCCACUUGUGGUGAGGCGACACUGGGUAUUUUUUUUUUUUAUAAAAGGCAAUUAAAAGUUGAAGACUUAAAUGAAAACAACUGCUAGGGUUUUUUUUGCCUCUCUUCUCCUUCAAGCUUUUCAGGUACACUCUCUUUCUCCUCCUCCUCCUUCUUCUUCUUCUUCUUCUUCUUCUUCUUCUUCUUCUUCUUCUUUCUUCCUCCUCUGUUUUCUUCUUCUGCUUCUUCUCCUGUUUUUUUUUUCUGGCGACGACUCCUCUUAUUCCUCCUUUUAUUCUCUUCUUCUUUUUCUACUCUGUUUUUUUUUCAUUUUCUAUUUUCUCCUCUGUUUUUUUUUUCUCAACUGCCAGUGAGGCAGUGACUGUAUUUUCUCCUCUGUUUUUUCUGUUCAAUAAUUAUUGAGUCAUUGACUCAUUCAAGUUCUAAACUUUUAGAAUCUACUAUCUACUAUUAUUUUUUUAAUUGAAAUAUUUGCUAAUAUGUUAUUGCUAGUGAGAUUUUGAUUAUUUAUAUAUGCAAUUAAAUAUUUUAAUUUAUUGGUAUUUAUUGGCGCCGCACUUCAAAAAGGCGAGCGCCUCGCCGCUCGCCUCGCCUUAAGGCGAGGCAAGCCCUUGUCGCCUUUUGUCGCCGCGCGCCGUCCAAAACACUGGCUUUUACUUAUCUGUUUUGUUUCUUUCUUUCUUUUGUGUGUGGAAUGGUAUGAAGAGAAGAUAUGAAGAGAAGCCUUCAGCGAAGUGUCAGAAUGUGAAGAAAAAUGGUCGCUAUAGUAGAGAAGAAAAGCUCAAUAGAAACCCCUCUCCAAGUGCCUCAGAUGAUUCAGGAGAAGAAAACUCAGAGAUAGCUUCGGAGGAAGAAGCGGAAGCACAAAAUGAGAAAGAAGAUGUUAUGGCUUAUAAGGAGCCAACAAUGUAUGAUAGUUUGUUGGAGUCGUUGAGGACAAAACGAGGAGAAUAUAACACAGACUUAGAAGAAAGUGGAGACGAUGUUGAGGAAGCUCAUGGUGCCUCUGAUGAUGGCAAUGAAGGUAAGGCCUUAAGGACUAGUUGGAAUUUGCAUUUUACUCUUCGUUGUUGUGGAAGUUAUUCCUUGAUGUUUUCCUUAUCGGAAACAAAGUUAUUGCCUGAUGCUUUAGUUAUCGAAAGUUAUUGCUGGAUGUUUCAUGUUCUUUAUUUGCUCUUAUAUUCCAUAGUCUUUGAGUUUCUUUAGACGGUCAUUGCUGCUUCGAAGUUGUUUAGGGAGAGACUGGGACUUUUAACGCAUAUAAGUGAGAUUGGAAACUAAUGGUCUUUCAUAAAUGUCAACUCUACAGCUGAUCUGAAUUUUUCUUUGAA